AUGCUAGAGUUUUGGGCUCUUUCGAUUAGUCUAAGGUGUUGUAGCUCUGUACAUAACUUGUCUUGGUUUAGUGCCUCAUGCUGCUGCAGCUCACUCACAGCUAAUCUACUGUCCCUCUCUCGAUUGACUUUGACCAAUUCACUCACUUCUUUCAUCUCACAUUCUCUAUUUUCAUUUCUUUUAUCUUUACUCAUCUCACAAUGAAGCCCGGUGCGUCUCUCCGUCUUAGAGCCCUUCGACAGGUUACACCCAGUAACCGUUUGUCUCUCCCCGCUUCGGCGAGAUGGCAACAUUCCCGGGCCAUGUCAACAGUUGUUGACUUUCAUCCUCGACCUUCGCAACCGCCGCCUCCUCCGGCUGGAGCUAAUGAAGCGGUUGAGAAGCAGAGGGCCGAGAAGAGAAAGCAGAUUCUGAGAGAGGCUGUUACGGCGACUCAGGUUCGACAUGACUGGACCAAGGAGGAGAUUGCGGCCAUUUACUACCAGCCUGCCCUUGAGCUAGCAUACCAAGCUAGCACCGUACACCGUCGAUGGCACAACCCCGCCGAAGUGCAACUCUGCACUUUGAUGAACAUCAAGACAGGCGGUUGCACCGAAGACUGCUCCUACUGCGCCCAAUCCACCCGUUACCAAGAAGGCACAAAGGUUCCCGCUAAGAGAGUCGAGAGCGUCGAAAGCGUACUAGCAGCUGCGCGAACAGCCAAAGAGAAGGGAAGCACCCGGUUCUGCAUGGGCGCCGCAUGGAGAGAUAUGCGUGGUCGCAAGAACAGUUUGAAGAACAUCAAGGCUAUGGUUGAGGGUGUUAAGGGUAUGGGUAUGGAGGUCUGCGUGACGCUGGGUAUGAUCGAUGCAGAGCAGGCAAAGGAGCUCAAGGCCGCGGGCCUCACGGCGUACAACCACAACGUCGACACUAGUCGUGAGUUCUACCCGUCUGUUAUUACAACACGCAGCUACGACGAGCGAUUACAGACGCUGAGCCACGUGCGCGACGCGGGUAUCAAGGUGUGCUCAGGUGGAAUUCUCGGUCUUGGUGAGAGCAGCGAAGAUCGCGUUGGUCUUCUUCACACCGUUUCAACACUCCCAAGUCACCCGGAGAGCUUCCCUGUCAACGCACUGGUUCCCAUCAAGGGCACGCCGCUGGGCGAUCGACCCAUGGUUGAGUUCACGAGCAUGUUGCGAACUAUCGCCACGGCUCGUAUCAUCAUGCCCUCGACCAUCAUCCGCAUUGCAGCGGGUCGCAAGACCAUGUCGGAGGAGAAGCAGGCCUUGUGCUUCAUGGCGGGUGCGAAUGCUAUCUUUACGGGCGAGAAGAUGCUCACGACUGAGUGUAAUGGCUGGGAUGAGGACGCAGCCAUGUUUGGACGAUGGGGUCUUGAGCCCAUGAAGAGCUUUGACAAGUCUCCCCAGCCCGCGCCUGAAGUUCGAGUUCUGUAACAGUCAAAAUUGCUUAAAUUGAGUCAAGUUUCAGCACACCAUCCCCCCAUGUAAAACUGCUAUCGAAGUUUAUCAUGCCGGCCCACACCGGCUUGGUUCCGGUCGUGAGAAUGACAAAAAAGCAAGGUUCAGUGAUAACCGAGGGAGCGGAUAGAACGCGAUAUCACAUCACGUUAGCAGAGGCGCAUGAGAUGGAGAUAACGAGGAUAAUCAAGAGAUGUAGUGGAGCUAAAAGAAUCAUUCUCUGCGCGUGACUCGCGGAUUUCUGGGUUUGUUAGGCCAAUCUCGUGACGACCUACCACGAGAACAGUGAUUAGUUAGUGUUGAUGAUCAGAUUUACAGACGAUUUCAAGUUUGAGUAUUCGUAAAGAUGUCAUUUUCACUUUGACUUGAAGAUAUGCAAUUGUACGUGUUCAGCAGAUGGGGUGUAUAAAAGUGCACCGAGUAGAAAGCGUCGAG
This is a messenger RNA of Fusarium redolens, 1892 nucleotides long. RefSeq lists its product as uncharacterized. Gene Ontology annotation, cellular component: mitochondrion. The record is from RefSeq and is a predicted model, not a curated record. The transcript is spliced from 2 exons. Gene Ontology annotation, biological process: biotin biosynthetic process. Lineage: Eukaryota; Fungi; Ascomycota; Sordariomycetes; Hypocreales; Nectriaceae. The coding region runs from base 201 to 1433 and encodes 410 amino acids. Gene Ontology annotation, molecular function: biotin synthase activity; 2 iron, 2 sulfur cluster binding.